AUGCUGAUGCGACGGAGGUGGAUGGCAAGGGGUCGCCACCUGAGCUACCAGCGUGGCCGUCAUGUCGUCCACCCCAAGACCAGCCUGGUGAAGAUUGAGGGUGUUGAUGACACCGCUGCUGCCAACUUCUACCUGGGCAAGAAGGUCGCGUACGUCUACAAGGCUCAGACCGAGAAGCGGGGAACCAAGAUCCGGGUCAUCUGGGGCAAGGUCACCCGGCCACACGGCAACUCGGGUGUCGUCCGCGCCAAGUUCGCCACCCCCCUCCCCGCCAGAUCUUUCGGUGCUUCCGUCCGCAUCAUGCUGUACCCCUCUUCGAUAUAA
Messenger RNA from Sporothrix schenckii 1099-18, 324 nucleotides. Its product is annotated as large subunit ribosomal protein L35Ae. The coding region runs from base 1 to 324 and encodes 107 amino acids. Gene Ontology annotation, cellular component: ribosome; cytosolic large ribosomal subunit. The transcript is spliced from 3 exons. Gene Ontology annotation, molecular function: structural constituent of ribosome. The record is from RefSeq and is a predicted model, not a curated record. Gene Ontology annotation, biological process: ribosomal large subunit biogenesis; cytoplasmic translation. Lineage: Eukaryota; Fungi; Ascomycota; Sordariomycetes; Ophiostomatales; Ophiostomataceae.